Salvelinus sp. IW2-2015 is the source of this 927-nucleotide messenger RNA. The record is from RefSeq and is a predicted model, not a curated record. NCBI's taxonomy places the organism in Eukaryota, Metazoa, Chordata, Actinopteri, Salmoniformes, Salmonidae.
CCGUUCACGCCAAGGGGGAGGUGCGUUCACAGAUCUCCACCAUCACCAUGGCGACGUUCAACACCACAGUGGCGUCCUUCAAUGUGGGCUAUGCCGACUUCUUCACCGAGCACAUGAAAAAGCUGUGUAGCCCUGUACCCAUCCCAGAGAUGCCCCACGAGACGCUGGCGUGCGCCAACCUGCCCCGGAGCUUCACCGACUCGUGUAUCAACUACUCGUGCCUGGAGGAGGGAGACAACAUCGAGGGCACCAACAACUUCAUCCUGAAGAAUGGCAUGCUGGACCUUACGGCCAUCCUGCGGGCGGUCUAUGCAGUGCUGACCCACGACAUCAGCUCACGGAUCUGUGACGUGUCGCUCAACAUCAUCGACUGCCUGCUGCAGCUGGGGGUAGUGCCGGGCAUGGGGAAGAAGCUCUCCAAGCCCGACGACAAGGAGAACGAUGAGACACGCCUCCCGAAGGAGGGGGCCAAUCAGAGCCUGAGCGGCGCCCAAGGGGGCGUGUCUGGAGGGUGCAGCGGGGCGGCACCAGGGGGAGGGGGGAGCGGAGGAGGGAGCAAGGACGACGUGAAGAACAACAAGGAGAAAGACAGCAAGGAGGACGGCUCUUCACUGAGUACCCACAGGCUGGCUCUCACCAUGCUGAUCAAGAUGGUCAAGUCUCUGGGUUGUGCCUACGGCUGUGGGGAGGGCCACAGAGGACUCUCAGGGGACCGCCUCCGCAUGCAGGCCCAGAACUGCCUGACCAACCUGUACAAGCUGGACAAGCUGCAGUUCCGUCAGACCAUGAGGGACUACGUCAACAAGGACUCGCUCAACAACAUCGUGGACUUCCUGCACGCACUCCUGGGCUUCUGCAUGGAGCCCAUCACCAACAAGUACGGCAGUGCAGGUGAGAGGUCCAGGAGGGUGAAAAAAAGAACCAUCG